AUGAUUAUAGUUGAGUUCCCACAAAGUUCCGAGGGAAGUUUGAGACCUCCACAUGCAAAGAUUGAGAUUGAUGAUGCGAAAACAUCACACGAGUUUCAUUCUAAAUUAAUUGAAAUUUUAAAUGUGUGUCAAUUAUACCUUGAAAGUUUGAAACGAUGCAAAGUUCCGCCCGCUGAAAUUAAGAUUGCAUUGGACAUAACCCGAAAAUACGUAAAACGUUGUUUAGUAGAAAUUGAUGGCACUGACCUAUUCUACGAUUUUUUGAAGAAAGGUUCAGAAAUUCCUACAUUGGAAAGUUUAAUUGAGUAUUAG
[Candida] anglica is the source of this 312-nucleotide messenger RNA. NCBI's taxonomy places the organism in Eukaryota, Fungi, Ascomycota, Pichiomycetes, Serinales, Debaryomycetaceae. The record is from the annotation of a GenBank genome assembly.